Molecule: messenger RNA, 773 nt
Organism: Erigeron canadensis
Lineage: Eukaryota; Viridiplantae; Streptophyta; Magnoliopsida; Asterales; Asteraceae
Exons: 3
Coding region: 100-540 (146 amino acids)
Biological process (GO): translation
Cellular component (GO): ribosome; mitochondrial large ribosomal subunit
Molecular function (GO): structural constituent of ribosome
Source: RefSeq, a predicted model, not a curated record
UACUUUCCAGGUCCAAACCAAAACUUUAAUCAUUUCUACAAAGUUUAGUGAGAUCACAGUCGAAACAACCCUAAAUCGCACUCUUUUUCCACCGGAAAUAUGUCAUCUAAAACCCUAAUUCGCACCGGAGCAUCCUUAAUGAACCUCAUAAAAAACUCAGUUCGUCCUCAAGACCCGACCCACAAACUCAUUCCCAAUAUCUUUGAAAUAAAACCCAAUCUUUCAAACCCAUUUCAGUUUCCAUCUUUUAUACAAACCCAUCAUCAAAAGUUGAUCCAAAAUGAAGCAGAAACCCUAAAAAAGGUUGCUUCUUCUGAAGGAUUCUUGUAUCCAUGUGGGCUUCCCUCACUCAGAUUCUUCCUUCCUGAUGGAGAUGAUACCUCUUCAAGUGAGCCAUUGUUGUGCAUCAAGAGAACAUACCAGCCUAGCAACCUCAGACGCAAAAGGGUUCAUGGUUACCUUGCUCGAAAAGCAACCAAGGGAGGUAGGCGAGUGAUUGCUAGGAGGAUCGCCAAGGGUCGGUUCAGAAUCACAGCUUAAUAAAAUUACGUUUCUUAGUUCUUACCAGGUUGUAAUUCUGUUACUGGUAGAACUUUGGUUCUAUAGCCCAGCCGAAAUAGAUUUCGUUUAGCAUAACUUUUGAACCAAUUGAGGUCAUUGUAGAAAUGAUUUUGAACCAUUGUUGUUUUCUUUAUAAAUAAUUAUUUAUCAUAAGAUGUGAUGUACCAUGUUGUUAUUUGAAGUUAUUGCAAGAAUUUUAGAGAUUUAAGUUA